GCGCAUGGCAUGUGAUUGGGUGAUUUAGAACAUUAAUUUUUAGCGUUUUGACUUUGACCUUUCACUAGGCUAAAGUAUCGACACGUGUACAUAUAAUUUAAUUUUUUAUGAAUAUAUAUUUAUGUGACAUUGAUAUGAUCAUGGGCCAACGUUUUAAAAGUGGAUGUAUGUUCCCGGCUUUGGAGAAGCUUCGCCGGAGGCUAAGGCAGCGAAGCAUCUGCAUGACUUUUUUACUUACGUUGCAGUGAGGAUAGUUUCUGCGCAGCUUGAGAGUUAUAACCCUGAGGCGUAUAUGGAGUUGAGAGAAUUUUUAGACACAAACUCUGUAAGUGACGGCGACAAAUUUUGCGCCACUCUCAUGCGUAGGUCUUCACGUCACAUGAACUUAGCCCUUCGAAUUUUAGAGGUACGGUCUGCUUAUUGUAAAAACGAUUUCGAAUGGGAUAAUUUGAAGCGCCUCGCCUUCAAGAACGUAGAUGGAUCCAACACAAGACUCAUGCGUGAAUACGUCUUGGAGACUAGCCAUGUCGAAACCGAUUCCGAUAAGUGAAACCUAAUAUCUCUUUGAAUCA
Molecule: messenger RNA, 572 nt
Organism: Arabidopsis arenosa
Lineage: Eukaryota; Viridiplantae; Streptophyta; Magnoliopsida; Brassicales; Brassicaceae
Source: the annotation of a GenBank genome assembly